AGCCAAUGCUGCGAGCGGCAUGGAGAAAUCCUUGUGGAUUGCAGCUACUGGCGAGCUAGAAGAAGAACAAGAGCGACAAAAAAUUGUUCAAGGCUCUGUUCGUCCAAAAAGGUUCUCUACUAAAGGUUUUGGCGAGAUGAAGACGUGGUCGAAGAUUUUAGUGUUUGUGUUUGCGAUCUUGGCUCUCUGCGCGUGCGUGUAUGGGAGGUCGGUUCCUCAGCUUCGGACUAUCUACAUGGGAGACUCAAUCUUUGAUGUUGGAACCAACAAGUACGUGAAAAGCUCUGUUUCGCGUUGUGAUUUUGUGCCAUAUGGGAAGACAAGGUAUAACAAGCCAUCAGGAAGGUGUAGCGAUGGGUUUCUAAUUCCAGAUCUGAUAAACCAAGUGAUCGGUUUGCCCUUUUCAAAACCAUUCUUGGGCUUGAAAGCUGGGAGCCAACCCCCACUGAGCAUCAACUUUGCGUCGGAUGGUAGUGGAUUACUUGAUUCUACUCACUCGGACUGGGGUGUUGUGUCGUUUAACGAGCAGCUAAAACAACUCGGGCAGCUAGCCAACAAGAUCUCCAAGAAGAAUCUCAAUGAUUUUGUUGUUGUGAUAUCUUCGGGUGGUAACGACAUUGCAGCAAAUCUUCAAAACACUGCUGAGAUAGACUUGGAAGCAAUGCUAGUGUUAUUGGAGAAAGGCUUGGAGCAGCUCUAUAAAUAUGGAUUCAGGAAGAUUGUCUACUCGAGCGUUGGGCCUUUAGGGUGUGCGCCUGUUGUCACGUCGGGUGGAAAUUGCGUGAGAGAAAUUAACAAUCUAGUAGAGCAAUUCAAUGGGCAAGCUCGGGAGAUUGUUUUGGGGGUGGCAAGAAAAUUCCCAGGGAUGAGAGGCACAUUUGUUGAUGGCUAUUCACUGAUCAAAUCCUUUGUGGAGAACCCAGUUAAGUUUGGAUUCAAGAAUGGAGGGGGUUGUUGCCCCAAUUGCCUAUCACACAAAAAUACCUUGAGCGGGCUGUGCAAGAAUCCAAGUGAUUAUGUUUUCUGGGAUUUAAUUCACCCAACGGAGCACACGUACACACUACUGAUGAGAGAAUUCAUGGAACAAAUCACAAAAAUCCUGUAAAUUCACAAAGUAUGCUUACUGGUUUUUGGUUUUCUUAAGAAAAUUUUUAGAGGGACUAUCUAAAAUAUAUUUGAAUA
Molecule: messenger RNA, 1182 nt
Organism: Selaginella moellendorffii
Lineage: Eukaryota; Viridiplantae; Streptophyta; Lycopodiopsida; Selaginellales; Selaginellaceae
Product: GDSL esterase/lipase 6-like
Exons: 2
Coding region: 20-1105 (361 amino acids)
Molecular function (GO): hydrolase activity, acting on ester bonds
Source: RefSeq, a predicted model, not a curated record